AAGGAAAAGGAAUAUGAAAGCAAAAUCGUUGAAGGGAAAAAAACACGGCCAAGUUGCUUUUAUCACAGUAGCUGUAAAUCGCUAUAAAUACAAAUACGAAUUAGUGUAAUCACUGGACUUUCUAGCUCUCCAAUAUAUCCCUUAUCCAACAACAUUUCAAGGAAAAAUCAAUGGGAAGACAGAAUCAGAGUACAGAUUCGAUAUCUCAAGGUAAACAACACUUCAGCCACCAACACAACUUGAAAUUUGUGAAUCCAGCUGAAGCUGAAUCUCUCACUUGCAAUGCUUGUGAGAAACCAAGCAAUAGAAAUAAGCCAUUCUAUGGCUGCAAUAGCUGCCAGUAUUUCCUUCACGAAAACUGCUUCAACGCUCCUCGUUUUCUCAAUCAUUCAUCUCAUCCUUCUCACCCUUUAACCCUUCUCCCAAUUCCAACUUACUCGAGUCGUUCGUAUACUUGCAAGGCUUGUGGCUCUACUGGCAAUGGAUCUUGCUUUAGCUGUGCUUGUUGCGAAUUCGAUAUUCACUUGCAGUGUGCAUCUUGUCCAAGCUCAGUACUUGUUGACAAACACCCACAUCAGUUGGAGCUCAUCUUUGGUUCUCCUUACCAAGAUAAGAAUAUGGAGUAUAUUUGUGAUAUUUGCAAUGUAAUAAUGAACAGGAACAGUUGGUUGUACUAUUGCACUGGUUGUGAUUUUGGAUCGCACUUGCAAUGUGCAAUUAGUCGUCCUGAAGUUGGUGUUUUCCCCAGAGAGCAACGACCAAGUCCAAAUCCAAACCCAAAUCCAACAGUGGAAACGAUAAAUUCAGUAAAUGAAGCUCACGAGCAGAUUAUUGCAGCUCAACUUCGUGCUCAGAUUGAGGCACGAGGAAGAGAGGCUGCUCUGGACUUAUUCAGGACUCCAAGAAGAUACAGUUACAUCUAAUUAACAGUAUCGUGAUCAUCAAAAUGCAUCCACUUUUACGUUCUACUUUUAUUGCAAAAUAAAUGUUUUUGUUGUUAUGUUAUUUCUCUUUCGAAUACUCUCUUUCAACUUUUAUAUGUCUGAUCGUUGAUGAUCAAGUUUCUUCAGUUUCUAUUUAUCUAUAUUACAACAUGUUUGAUUUUCGUGUUUC
Nicotiana attenuata is the source of this 1113-nucleotide messenger RNA. RefSeq lists its product as uncharacterized. Lineage: Eukaryota; Viridiplantae; Streptophyta; Magnoliopsida; Solanales; Solanaceae. The record is from RefSeq and is a predicted model, not a curated record. The transcript has a single exon. The coding region runs from base 171 to 923 and encodes 250 amino acids.